AUUCAACGAAUAACGGUACUUUCCAUCACUUAGCCUUGGUGCGGGAGUUGAGUAGUAUGGCCUUCUCUAGUCUUUAUGUUAAACGACUUUGUGAUUCACUUGUCGUGAUCAUAGGAAGUGUCGUCAUAUCUGGAAGUAUAUUCGUCCUGUUUUAUCGUAAGGAUAGAAAGAAAUUUUGUCGAAGUUCUUCAGAUUUGCCGGUUGGACUUCCAAAUCCAAGAAAUGUGUGUUACUUUAAUGCGUUGAUGCAAGCGAUUGCAGCAAAUCGAAGUCUUGUACGCCUUUUGAAACGUAGUGCUCGUAUGCGACCAGAUAAAUUCAUGUAUCGUUUAUUAUGUUUAUUAGAGGGAUUACAAUGUUCUUCUCAGUAUAUAACAGAGAAUAAAUUAGAGGUUGUAUUGAAAAGAGCACAUGAAGCACUGAUCAAUGAUAUAGUGAAUACACAAAAUUGGGCAAUUCAUGAACAACAGGAUGCCCACGAACUGUUUGGUUUCAUUAUGGAACGUAUCUGCAGUCUGGAUAAUAAUUUUCUUAGUAAAACUUCUGCUAGACUGACAAGUAAUCUUUUCAAUUUCAGUCUUCCAAAUGAUAAAAGAAUAGUUCUCUGUCGUUCGUAUUGUUCAGCUAUUGAAAGUAUAAAAUUUCGUUCAGUGCUGUGUGAUACAUUUCCAACUCAAGUAUUCGAACAAACUUUGGUGGCUAGUCGUGUCACUUGUAAUUCAUGUCACUAUCAUAGUAAAGUGGUUAUCCAGCCGGAAGCUUGUCUAACUGUAUUUCUAACUGAAGUAUUCUUCCAUCCAUUGUACACUAAAACGAGCGGGUUUACAAUUUACACGUGUUCUACCUGUUUCGAAAUUACUUCAGACCAUAUGGUGAUCUAA
This is a messenger RNA of Trichobilharzia szidati, 881 nucleotides long. Lineage: Eukaryota; Metazoa; Platyhelminthes; Trematoda; Strigeidida; Schistosomatidae. The record is from the annotation of a GenBank genome assembly.